CCAAUAAGCGUUUUCCAUUGUGUUUCCCAUAGACCAAACUCAUCUUCUCCAUCUUUCUCUUCUCAGAGAAAAAAUGGCAUCUUUGAGCUUCUCAUUCUUCCUUCUCUCAAUCUUGCUAUCUUUCAGUCCCAUAUUAUGCACCAACUCUGAAGGAAAUGCUUUGCAUGUUCUGAGAACCAAGCUUUCUGAUCCCAAAAAUGUCUUACAGAGCUGGGAUCCCACCCUUGUAAACCCUUGUACCUGGUUCCAUGUCACCUGCGACUCCAGCAAUCAUGUUAUUCGUUUGGAUUUGGGGAAUUCUAAUGUUUCAGGGACUUUGGGUUCUGAGCUUGGUGAACUCAAGCAUCUUAAAUACUUGUACUCUCUUACAACCCUGUUUUAUCUGUUUAUUUUGUUGUUGUUUUUUGUUGCCAUUUUAUGUAGUUGUUGCCAAAAUUGCAGGGAGCUUUACUGGAACAACAUUGAAGGCAAAAUCCCAAAGGAAUUGGGGAACUUGAAGAAUCUUGUGAGCAUGGAUUUAUAUGGCAACAAAUUCGAAGGGGAAAUCCCAAAAUCUUUCUCUAAAUUGAAGUCUUUAAGAUUUCUGCGAUUAAACAACAACAGGCUGUCGGGUCCUAUUCCAAGGGAGCUCACGAAACUCUCUAACCUUAAAGUUUUCAAUGUUUCGCAUAACAAUCUUUGUGGUACGAUACCUGUUGAUGGCCCUUUCGCAAGUUUCCCUUCCAAUAGUUUCGAGAACAACCGAUUGAAUGGACCGGAGCUGCAAGGACUCGUGGCGUAUGAUUUCGGAUGUUAAAUUACUGGAAUUGAUGCAGCAAAAUAUGUAGCAAAUUUACAUCUUCUUUUGGGUCUUUUUUAAGUUAUAUUUACAAGUAUCGGAGAACAUGAAAAUAGAAGACCUAUAAAUUAAAAGCUUCGGAUCUUUUAUCGAAUUUUUAUUGUUGA
Messenger RNA from Cynara cardunculus var. scolymus (artichoke), 945 nucleotides. Its product is annotated as leucine-rich repeat protein 2-like. The transcript is spliced from 6 exons. Lineage: Eukaryota; Viridiplantae; Streptophyta; Magnoliopsida; Asterales; Asteraceae. The record is from RefSeq and is a predicted model, not a curated record. Gene Ontology annotation, molecular function: protein binding. Bases 74 to 796 code for a protein of 240 amino acids.